AAGUUUUGCCAUUCACCAGCUGAUCAACAUCAUCAAAAUUCUUCUCUUUUUCCCACAUUCACAUUCUCACGGCCAAAAUAAGAAAUCAUUGCAAUUUGUGUCGCAAUUUUCAAAAUCUGAAUCAUUUACGCGCUUCAAAGAAUUUGCUGAAAUGGAUACAAGGACUGGGAGGAGUUCAUGUCCCGCAAACACAUCAAAAACGAGUUGAAAGGAGCCCAACAGGAAAUUCUACAGCAGGACAGAGAAGGAACAGUUGCAGAAGAGGCCAUGGAAAAAUCAACAAGAAGUUAAAAAACCAUGCGAUUUCUGGAGGAGAGACACGUCGCCAUCGUGGUCGACCUGCUCGUUUGGUCCCACAGGAUGGACCUGCUCGCCCUGUCCAACGUCAGGGGCGAGGUGACCCUGCACAGGCUGACCUGGCAGAAGGUUUGGACCCUGGCGCCGCCGAGCAAGGGCGUCAAGGUGACCGCCAUGGCGUGGCGACCUGACGGAAAAAUCCUGGCCAUCGCCUAUUCGAGCGGAGAUUUUUUCCUGGUGGACGUUGAGAAUGCCGAUGUUGUGCACAAAUUGCAGACAAAUGGGGAAGUGUCCUGUCUUACCUGGCAGGAAAACAAGACCUUUGAGAUAAAUGUGGCGAAGAAAGAGAUGAUCUCAUUUCUCCAGGAGGAAAAUCCACAGUUACUACCCCCACUGCCAACCCUGUCGAGGAGCUUCGGUCCAAUUAGUAAAGAAGAAAACGCUGAAGACUCGAAGCAGAUCAACAGCCAAACAAAACCGAAUCUCCUCGUCUGCGGAACAGUGGACGGAGAAAUCACGAUGUUCGCCCUGGGCCUGCUGUCGUGCGGCACAAUCAACCUGAGCAGCCACCUGGACGGCCAGAAAUGCCACGUCCUGUCUGUAAAAAUGGACCCGUCCUUCAAGAACCUGCUGGCCGUGGUCGCGGUCCAGAACCCUGACCUCUCCUGGGUCGUGCAGCUCAUGCAUUUCGACUUGUCCAAAAUUGAAAAGCAUUCUGAAGAGCUGCUUAUCCUGGCCAAGCAAUACGGCCUCAUCCUCAGCCAGGUCGGCUACCUGGGACAGACGAUGAGCUCCAUCACCGAGGCCUGGGAGAAUAUUCUCAUGGAGAUGGACUCGAGCCUUGCCAACUACGCCUCGCAAGUCGAACCAGGCGCUGUUUCUGCUGAUUUUCUCGAGCUGCUCAUGUUUGGCACCGCCAGCCCUGAAUUACAAACGUUUCUCCUGAGCGACCUGACAGAAAGAGGUUUAAAGAAGCUAGGCAACUCAAUUGAAGUGUCGUACAUCAACAUCCAAAAGCUGGUUCUGAAGCAUCUGCAGGCCGUCUCAGCCGCAAUCUACUUCCACGUGACCGGUCUGUCCGGCAUGGCCAACGAAAAAGCCUACCAGGAAAUCGGGCUGUGCCUCGAUCUCGUGUCCGAAGCGUCCGUCUCGGCCGCCGCAUUUAUUUCCAAAGCGACCGAGGUGCAACAGGUGAUCGACUCGUCGAUGAAAAACUACAAAGCCUUCUUCCGGUGGCUGUACGCGGCCAUCCUGCGGCUGUCGGACGAACGCGUGCCGCCGGAAAUGGUCAAGAUGCGGCAGCAGGAGCUCACCUUCAUCGCCGAGUUCCUCGAGAAGUUCGACGAUGCGCAGGAGGGCGCCGACGGAAAGCCCAAAUUCAAUUUGGAGCGGCUCGGACAGUACCUGGUCGACAAGGAUCUGACCACGCCCAAGGACUCGUCAGGCAACCACUGGCACCAGUUCCUCAACGGCGACCCUGAGCUCAAGAAUAAUCCCUUCAUCGUGCCAAAGUUUGAAAACAUGUCGUUGGUGCAGCAGCACAAGCACCUGCUCUCGGCCCUGACGCGCCUCUUUGAGCAUCCGUCGAGAGCCUUCGACACGCCCAUUUUGCAGACUAAACGGGUCCACGAGACGAAGGAUCUGGCCCAGCUGCGACUGACGACGCACUGCUUCGAUCACCGCUUCUACAUGGCCAUGAUCGACAAGCAGGAGGCCGCGGACGUCCUCAGGUACGCCGAGGUCUGCCUCAGGUCCUUCCUCGACCCUGUCCGAAGAGCCUUGUUCAGAUUUUCAGACGAGGUCGAACACAGGGUGCUGGACGUCCAGUUUUUCUCGGAAGAGACGAUCUCCGUCUUGCUGGAGCAGCAGCAGGACAAUAAAAUGGCAGUUUUCCUGCAGUUUCCUCUUAAAAUCGCCGUCGAGCAGGCCCUAGUCUUUUUCCCUAGAGAGGGCGUGGAAGCCACUCGACUGCUGGAACCGAACUCGUUAAAGCCGCUCGAAAACAUGGUCGGUGCUCAAAUUGCGGUGAAUGGCGAGCGAAAGGUGGCGGUCGUCCUGAGCGAGAGCAGACGCAGGGUCCGCCUGUUCGAGAUGGAGGUUGAGGAGGACGACGAAGAAGACGAGACCACCCUUAACUCCACACGGGAAAGUGAUAAUACUGAUAAAUGAUGCAUUUUUGUAGUUUUCUGCACACUGAUAAAAAGAUUAUAAACUUGAAA
Messenger RNA from Cloeon dipterum, 2516 nucleotides. RefSeq names its product anaphase-promoting complex subunit 4 (gene APC4). Gene Ontology annotation, cellular component: nuclear periphery; anaphase-promoting complex. The transcript has 9 exons. Gene Ontology annotation, biological process: anaphase-promoting complex-dependent catabolic process; protein K11-linked ubiquitination. Gene Ontology annotation, molecular function: protein binding. Lineage: Eukaryota; Metazoa; Arthropoda; Insecta; Ephemeroptera; Baetidae. Bases 298 to 2466 code for a protein of 722 amino acids. The record is from RefSeq and is a predicted model, not a curated record.